GUGAAAGCUAUAUAUUCUUUAAUCAAGUUAGCCGUUAAUUGUUAUCUUAAAAUUGUGGUUAGUAUAAUACAAAAGUAACGCACACAUACAGCUAAUUUCAGUUAAAAUAUAUUGAGAAUCUCAUAAUUCUACUUAAGAAAGUUCAAUGCAUCAAUAACAAUUUGAAUUUGGAGAAAACCUAUAAUAAUGUGACUGUUAGUUUGCUGUCACCAGUACAGGAAUUGAAAAGUUAAGAGCAGUCAUUGGUCUUCUACAAAGGUGAAUUCUUUAAUGAAGGUGAUAUUUCAUGAUUGUGAACAGACACACUUUACCACAACAUGGUUUAUGAGUGCAACAAAAUUUGUUUAGUGAUUUUUGUUUGAAGAGGAGAACUAUUGUAUUUUGAGAAUCAUUUAAAUAACACUGAGAAUACAAAUCUUUUAACUACUUUGAGACCAGUUUUUUUGUAAAUGAUGGCCAAGGAAGCUGGCCUUGAUUGUAUAAAUACUGAGAUUGAUCGUCUUAAUCAACAAAAGAUGAAUGGAGAUUCAAGUGACACAGGAGAUGAUAUUAGGAUUAGUUUAACUUCAUUUGACAGAGAUGAAGGAAAGUUUCCCUCAGAGAAAUGGAAAACAUUUGUUGCUUUUAUCUUCAUGUCCUGGAACCUAGUCUUAAAUUUAACCUGCCUCUCAAUUGUGCAUGAAAGAAUGCCAGAACGUACAAAGUUCCCUCCAUUACCGGACAUUUUCUUUGACUUGUUUCUGCCUGCUGAAUGGGCUUUGGAUGUGUCUGAGGGUAUCAUUGUAGUAGCCGUAUGGUCAACACUGUUUAUAGUUUUUAUACAUAGAAAUAGAUUUAUCAUUCUAAGAAGAGUCUUCCUUAUAAUGGGCUUGUUGUACUUCAUGAGGAGUAUAACAAUGUUUGUAACACAAGUACCAGUAGCAAGCACCACUUAUUAUUGUUCACCAAAGGCUAACAAAACCUCCAUUGGUCUUAUUCUUGGACGGGUGCUGUAUAUGCUUGGUGGUUUUGGACUGUCCAUCAAUGGACGGCACACGUUUUGUGGGGACUACAUCUACAGUGGUCACACAGUAAUUUUAACCAUGGCCUAUCUUGUGAUGAAAGAAUACACCCCUCGACAUUUCUGGCUUCUUCACUGGUUAAUGUGGACAGCGAGCAUCACAGGAAUCUUUAUGGUACUUCUAUCAAGAGGCCAUUAUACUGUGGACGUUAUAAUAGCUUAUUUUGUAACCACACGGCUUUUCUGGAUAUAUCACACCUUAGCUAACAACCCCUCUCUAAAAAAUGAGGAGCACACAAACUUUUUAUCAAAACUCUGGUGGUUUCCAGCAUUCCUGUACUUUGAGCGAAAUGUGAAUGGUGUGUUACCCUGUCAGUAUGAAUGGCCACUGCCUUGGCCCAGGAGAUGUUUUAGGUCUCCUCAUGUUUCGUAGCAUUGAGUAAGAGUUAAGCAGAAUACUGAAAAUGUUUUAGGGAUCAAAGGAAAUAGAGAUGAAAGAGUAAAGUGGUUUAAUUUUCAACUAGAUCAUUUAUAUGUUCUUUUAUUUGCAUAUCAUGUCUAGUAAACCAAAAUAAUUAUUGUUUUGUAGUAAUCUCACUAGAAUUUAUUAAAAUUAACACUUUAGUUGAGAUUUUUCCUCUCAUUUAAAGAAGUUGAAGUAAAUACUAGCCUCAGUGUGGAAAAUGUUAUAGUGGUGUUUCCUUUAUUAAUUUUCAGAAUAUUCCUUGCUUAGUGUGUGUUCUGAGUUUCUGAUUAAAUAAUUUUUAGUGUGUGUGUUUUUUGAUCAAAAGAUAUGGUUUGGAUUUAUGAUUGAUAUUUCAUUUUGUGUGUGGAUUCAAGUUUGUUCAAUAAAUAUGUAGGUUAAAGCAACAUUCCAUAUAGAUCUGCAAGUUCACAAGCUCAGAGUUUAGUUCAAACAAACAAUUUUAUUUAUAACUAAUGUAUGUAGUUGUUACUAGUAAUUAAAAGUAAAAUGCAGAAAUAGCAAGCCAUUUAAGUGUGAAACUAUGUAACUGUCCAAAGUGUUAAGAUUAUAACAGUAAUCCAAUGAAGAGGCUUCGUCAGUAAGUCGCUGUAAUCAACGUACAAUUCUCAAGAUGACUGUAUUCAAGUUUUUUUAUUAUAUGAUACUUGAAAGUACAACUUGUUUUUACUCCUGUGUUUAUUUUAUUGAUGAAUAGUUUAAAUUCUUAUAAAAACUCUAGAAAGAUUGUUUCUAUAUAUAAAAUAAGUAUUUUAUUUUACUUAGUGUAGAGCAGCAAAAGUGAAUUGUAGGAUGUUUGACUUGUUAGUUGUGUGCAGUUGUUAGUUAUCACAUUAUAAAGUUAAAGAAGACUGGAAGUAAGGAACAUUAUUAAUAUUUAUUGUAGUAUGAAAGAUAAAAAUUCAAUUAUUUAAUUAGGGAUAACAUUUUUAUUCAAGCAGUAGGAAACUAUUAAUUAAAGGAUACAUAAUUUUUCAGUUUAAACAGGUGCAUUCACAGAACUUGUAAUUUUAUGCAAAAUUGUUUCUUUUUUUUGGAGAUUUUUAAAAAUUUUUCAGAAAAUGUACAUUUGGUUUGAAUAUGUUAGAAUUCAGAUGAACGAAGCUCUUCCUCAUAGUGUAUGUGUACAUAUCUUGGAAGAUGUAUUUGUCUUAUGAACAUAGAUUUUUCUCUCUUAAUAAUCUUAUCAUAGGAAUGAUUAUUUACACAUUUUGAGUAAAUGUUGAACUUAAAGAACAAGAGUUGUAUGAUUUUCCAGCUGAUGAUGUUUUUAGUAUUAUUAUAGUUGUAUCUACUAUUUAAACAAAAUUUGUUU
Messenger RNA from Limulus polyphemus (Atlantic horseshoe crab), 2799 nucleotides. RefSeq names its product phosphatidylcholine:ceramide cholinephosphotransferase 2-like. The record is from RefSeq and is a predicted model, not a curated record. The transcript is spliced from 7 exons. Bases 450 to 1433 code for a protein of 327 amino acids. Lineage: Eukaryota; Metazoa; Arthropoda; Merostomata; Xiphosura; Limulidae. Gene Ontology annotation, cellular component: endoplasmic reticulum membrane; Golgi membrane. Gene Ontology annotation, molecular function: sphingomyelin synthase activity; ceramide cholinephosphotransferase activity. Gene Ontology annotation, biological process: sphingomyelin biosynthetic process; ceramide biosynthetic process.